Molecule: messenger RNA, 1532 nt
Organism: Jaculus jaculus (lesser Egyptian jerboa)
Lineage: Eukaryota; Metazoa; Chordata; Mammalia; Rodentia; Dipodidae
Product: cell growth-regulating nucleolar protein-like
Exons: 2
Coding region: 1-1347 (448 amino acids)
Biological process (GO): rRNA processing; negative regulation of transcription by RNA polymerase II
Cellular component (GO): nucleolus
Molecular function (GO): DNA binding
Source: RefSeq, a predicted model, not a curated record
AUGAAGAGUAAGAAUUGCUUUGGAGAAGAGAUUCUUGGAUCAGCAGAGCUGCCUGCAGUAUGUACAAUGAGCUCCGGAGACGCAGCAUUUGUGAGUCGUCUCCUAUGCUGGGACGGGCUUUGCAGUGAUGCAGCUGCAUUUGACUCAUCCAUGGUCCUCCGUUGGCGGCGCCGGUUGGGAGAGCACAGUAGUACCCCACAGGAGAGGAGGCUCAGUGGAGUGAAGAAAAUACAAGUGGAAAAGCAUGUGUCUGUUUGCAGAAAUUGUGAAUGUCUUUCUUGCAUGGACUGUGGAAAGGACUUCUGGGGUGAUGACUACAAACUUCAUGUGAAGUGCAUCAGUGAAGAUCAGAAGUAUGGCGGUAAGAGCUAUGACGGCAAGACCCAUAAAGGAGAUGAGAAGCAGCAGGCCUGGAUCCAGAAAAAUAAUGAAUUGAUAAAGAAACCCAAUGUCAGCCCCAAAGUAAGAGAACUUUUACAGCAAAUUGGUGGUUUUGACAACGUUCCCAGAAAAAAGGCAAAGUUUCAGAACUGGAUGAAAAACAGCUUGAAGGUUCAUAAUGAAUCUAUCCUGGAGCAGGUGUGGAAUAUCUUCUCAGAAGCUUCCAGCAGUGAGCCAGCCAAUAGGGAGCAAGAUAAACAGCCACUGGGCCAAGAAACCAAGACCCAAGCAGAAAUUCCUCCCAAAGUUCCAUCCUCAAAAGCAAAUGGCACCACAGAGGAGCAAGCAGAGGUAAAAAAGAAUAAAAGGGAAAGGAAGGAAGAACGGCAGAAGAAUAGAAAAAAAGAAAAGAAAGAAUUGAAGUUAGAAAACCAUCAAGGAAACUCAAGCAGCCAGAAGGCCAAGAAGCGUAAGAAGGGUCAGGAGGCCAAACUUGAGGCUGAUGGGGAAGAAAUUGAGAAGGCCAAUGGCUGGGUGGGGAAGAAGACCAAGAAGGUCCAGGCCUCGGCAGAGGGACCAGAUGCAGGUGGUGGCUCUGCAGAUGCUGACAAGGAAGACACGGAGACAACUGUGGGGAAGAAGCGGAAGCAUGCGGAAGUUGAAUCAUACUGUAAGAAGAAAAAGAUGAAGUUGCCACGACAUCCUGAGGAUGGAGAGCCCAGAGACCAUGAAGUCCCUGCAAAAGGUAAAUUCAACUGGAAGGGAACCAUUAAAGCAGUUCUCAAACAGGCCCCGGACAACAAAAUAGCAAUCAAAAAGCUGAAAAAAAAGGUUAUAGCUCAGUAUCACACAGUAACAAAGGACCAGCACAUGUCUGAAGAGGAGCUCUUGGCCAUCUUCAAUAAGAAAACCAGCAAGAAUCCUGCCUUUAAGAUACUAAAAGACAAAGUCAAGCUAUUGAAAUGAACAUUUUGGUUUUUAAAGGAAAUCCACUCUCUUGAGGUGUUCCUCUCACUGCUGUUUGUAAAACCUGUAAUGGAUUAUAAUAUAAUAACUCAAGUUUUGCUUUCUAAAACUGUAUUUUUAAGCUAAUGGAACAAUAUAUUUUUGUUAAGAACUUUUAUGAAAAAAUAAAAUAUAUUCUUGUCAAA